Guillardia theta CCMP2712 is the source of this 525-nucleotide messenger RNA. RefSeq lists its product as hypothetical. NCBI's taxonomy places the organism in Eukaryota, Cryptophyceae, Pyrenomonadales, Geminigeraceae. The record is from RefSeq and is a predicted model, not a curated record. Bases 1 to 525 code for a protein of 174 amino acids. The transcript has a single exon.
AUGCAGGGAAUCUUCUCCAUGGGCGGCUUCCAGAAGGCGUUCGACGCGGCGAGCAGGCUGCUGCAGGACGAGCAAGAUGAGUCCCUCCCCCCGGCUGCCAUGAAGGACGAGGACGUCGAGUUUGCGGAGGGUCUGACGAGCGACACGUUCGCUCUCUUCCCCAGGGACAAACUUGACAGCUCCUGGGUGAUGGUGCCGAGUCAGGAGCAGCACGCCAAGACCAUCCUCGCGCUGUCUCGGAACCUCCAGCAGAUUCGCUUCAGCCUCUGCCCCCGCAAACUCAAGGACGAGGAGUUCUGGCAGAUAUACUUCGCCGUGGUGCAGAAGGAUUCGGCUGCCAGCGAGCUGGACGGCAGCUGGGGUUUCAUAGGGGAGGAGAGCGAGACUGUAGCUGGCUGCGAUGCAGUGUUGGUGCCAAAGAACGAUUCGUACUGGGAGGAACUGGAGGGAGGAGAGGAGGGAGGAGCAGGAGCAGGAGCAGGAGCAGGAGCAGGAGCAGGAGCAGGAGCAGGAGGGGGACAGUGA